AUGGAACGUCGCCUGGACUUUACGUAUGAUAAAGUGAAUUACGCAGGUCUGCCAGAGUUCCUCCAACAGAUGAAGAAGGAAGGAAAACACAAUGUUGUGAUUCUGGACCCUUUCAUAACUAAGGAUGAAGAACCAGGCACUUACAGGCCUUAUGACCUUGGACAGGAAAUGGGAGUCUGGGUGAACAACUCCGAUGGUGUAACUCCUGCUGUUGGAAAGGCCUGGCCCCCUGGAGAAUCAGUGUUUCCUGACUAUACCAACCCCCGGACCAUUGAGUGGUGGACACAGAUGUGUCUGGAGUUUAAGGAUGUCCUUGACUACGAUGGGAUAUGGAUUGAUAUGAAUGAACCAUCCAAUUUCUUAAGAGGCCAGUAUCCUGGAUGCGCUGCUAAUGAUAUCAAUAACCCUCCUUAUGUUCCUAGCAUUUCUGAUCAUUCCCUGUCAGAAAAGACAUUGUGUCCUGACUCCAAGACUUACCUCGGGGAGCAUUAUAACACACACUCACUCUUUGGCUGGUCACAGACAGAACCAACUUUCAAUGCUGUCCAGCAGGCAACUGGAAAGCGAGCAUUUGUCUUGAGUCGGUCUACCUUCGUUGGCAGUGGGAAGCAUGGGGCUCACUGGCUGGGUGACAACUUCUCUCAGUGGAAGGACUUGCGCUAUUCAGUCAUUGGAAUUCUGGAAUUCAACCUCUUUGGCAUCCCCUAUAUCGGUGCUGAUAUCUGUGGAUUUAACUACAACACCACCUACGAACUCUGCUUGCGCUGGAUGCAACUUGGCUCUUUCUAUCCAUUUUCCAGGAACCACAAUGCAGAGGGAAAUAGUGAACAAGACCCAGCAGUGUUUGGAAAAGAGUUUGCCAAGAUAUCUCGUGAUACGCUUCGGAUCAGAUACUCUCUGCUGCCAUACUUAUACACCUUGUUCUUCGAGUCUCAUGUUCAUGGAAGCACAGUGGUGCGGUCCCUGAUGCACGAAUUUACCACUGACCAGCAAACUCAUGGAAUAGAUACUGCCUUCCUUUGGGGACCUGCUUUUAUGAUUGCUCCAGUUCUUGAAGAGGGAGCAAGAUCUGUAGAUGUAUACUUCCCUGAUGCAACCUGGUUUGACUACCACACCGGUCUUAAAGUUCCUAGUACCUGGAAGAAGAACUAUGCUACUGUAGCUGCACCAUUGAACAAGAUCCCUCUGUUCAUCCGUGGAGGCUACAUCCUGCCACAGCAGGCACCAGCCACAACCACUACUAAGAGGUAUUGUCACCUACAUCUGUCUCCAACCAACCAUGGUGUGAGUCAGACCCCCAGCCAGCCAGAAAAACAAUUAAAAGAAAAUGGAGAAGAGAGGCUAUCUGCAGCUUCUUGCUGCCAUUCCAGGCCAUAA
Molecule: messenger RNA, 1377 nt
Organism: Dryobates pubescens (Downy woodpecker)
Lineage: Eukaryota; Metazoa; Chordata; Aves; Piciformes; Picidae
Product: sucrase-isomaltase, intestinal
Exons: 11
Coding region: 1-1377 (458 amino acids)
Biological process (GO): carbohydrate metabolic process
Molecular function (GO): alpha-1,4-glucosidase activity
Source: RefSeq, a predicted model, not a curated record